Messenger RNA from Ruditapes philippinarum (Manila clam), 2252 nucleotides. Its product is annotated as mini-chromosome maintenance complex-binding protein-like. Lineage: Eukaryota; Metazoa; Mollusca; Bivalvia; Venerida; Veneridae. Gene Ontology annotation, molecular function: chromatin binding. Gene Ontology annotation, biological process: DNA-templated DNA replication. The record is from RefSeq and is a predicted model, not a curated record.
AUAAGGCACAAGAUGGUGACAGCUCGCCAGUCAGAAAGUAUUUCAAUGAAAAACUUGCUAACAGAAGUGCAUUAACAUGGGUACCCAGUUUGAAUGAUACCAGUAUGCACGAUUUGAAAGCAAACUCGCUGGUGAGAUAUCGUUGUAUGAUACAAGAUAUGUAUGACCCUGAAUUUUACCUUGGCAAGUACGAGGUGAAAGAUACUGUAACAGGCAACACAUUUCUGAGGAGUGGUAAAUACAAGGACGUGGCUGAAUGUGGGCCCAAUCAGACAAUAGAUGUGGACUCUAGAAACAAUGUUACUAUGGAUAGAAUGACACUGUAUUGUGUACCAGUGCCUGGUGAAUCUGAAUGGGUUAAAAAAUCAUUCGCAGAUAUGAGUAAGGUUAAAACACAAUGUUAUCCCUCAACGUCUUCAACCAGGGCAAGAGGUAAAAGAAAUCUCGAGGAUGAAUCUGAGGUGACAGACGAACCUAUGGAAAGUCAGAAUGUGGAGACGGGAAAUAAAAGUGGAGAUGUUACCAUGGAAACUGAUGAUGCAAAAUCCAAACGUCAACAAACUACAAAAAGAGGUGGUGAAUCUUUGUACAAAGAAAUUUCAUUACUAGAAAUAAAUUGGCAGAAAUAUACAUUUGAAGGUUGCCAAAAUGAUAAAACGGAAUCUCAAACUUUCCCACUUCCUGGAGAAAAAGGACCAGCAUGUUUAGUAAAGGUAUACGAUGAUAUUGACAAGUUUAAAGUAAAUGACAUGGUCGAAUUUGUUGGUGUGCUGUCGGUCGACCCUUCCUUGGCAAGAUUUGAUAACACUGAGGAGGAUAAUUCGAUGAUAACUGUACAUGAAGAACCACAGGAGGAGGUGAAUGCUCAUUCCCCGCCCCCAUCACUUGUGCCACGCCUUCAUGCAGUGGUGUGCAAGCCACUCAAGCAUGUAAACCCUUUGGUACCUGAAUUAGUUGAAGAUAAGAUACAAGUAUUGGAGAAUAUCCAGGGUGUUUUGAUAGCUUUGAAACAGGAAUUGUUGUCUGUACUGGAGCAUGCUUUACUUGGAGAUAAAAUGGCUGCCAAAUACCUACUGUGUCAUCUUAUUGCCAAUGUAUAUGGUAGAGCUGAUGCUAUGGCACUGGGAAAGUUUUCCGUGAAUUUCAGCAACUGUCCCAACUCUUCAUUAUACUCUGAAUUGUUACACCAUUUACUGUCCAAUCUCGUCACACAGUCUCAUUUACUGCACAUGUCUCUGGACAACAUGAACAAACUUCCAUUCUCACCAAAGAAAGAUUACACUGCAAACAGGCUGCGCUCUGGUAUUUUACAGCUAGCAGAACAUACCAAUAUGACUGUAAAUGAAAUUGCUCUUGAACCAGGACAGCUCGAUGUAAAUGGUGUGAAAAAUAUACAAUCACUUGGAAAUGUUAUAAACUGGCAAAAAGUGGAAUAUGAUUUUGAAUUUCACAGACAAGACUUUCCAUCCAACAUCUCGGCCCUCAUUAUUUCAGAAGGAAGAUCUAUAUUGCCUAGUGAUUGUUUUGUUCCUCUGCAGUGUAAGGAGCAACCAAGUGACCUAAGAAAUUACUUUCAACAGUUAGAUAAAGUACUCACAGAUGAUUUUCUCACGAAAUGUCGGACAUAUAUAGGCUUAGCUAAACACAUGGACUACAGUUUAUCUGACGAGAUUCAAAAGAAAAUACAAGAUGACUUUGUAACUCUCAGGAAGGAUGAUCCAAAAAGUAUGACAGUAGAUGACUUCCAUGCCUUGCUGUCUUUAACCAGAUUGCUGAGUUUAACGGAUUUGAAGGAAUGUCCUACACUAGAAAUAUGGAAUAUGGCUAAAAUUAUGGAAAACUGUCGCAAACAAAGAGUAGCUGAACUGCCUGAGAGACAAAAUUGAAAACGAACAUCUUAACUUUCUAAAGUGAAAAUUGGAAAUAAUGUUUGGUCAAUGCCAUCUGUAUAGUGUCACUGUUCAGUCUAUUCAUAUUACAGUGUUGAAUUCAGUUAAACUUUCAACAAACAGUUUAAAACUUAAUUGGGUUUAUUAUAAAAAGUAAAAGGGAAUUAAAGUUAAAUUGAUUUGAAAAAAAUGAACUAUUGCCACAACAAUGAUAAACAUGUAUACAUGUAUAUAUAAACAACAGAAUCAUUCAUGUUUUCAUUAUUUAACAUUGCUAUUUUUUUUGAUAUGCAUGUUAGUUUUGGAUAAAUUGUUUUAUGUAUCAUAUUACAAAUAUACAAAUAAAAUAUGUAAAAUAUUCAA